AAUGAUGUCAAUUAAAUAGAAAAAAAUAAUUAUUAAAUUCAUUACCUUUGACCUGUAGCUACCACGUGAUCUCCAAAACAGUGAUGACCUCUCUUGCUAGCUAGCGGUAGCUAACCAGGGGGACUUAAUGCUUACAUUUCCAAAUUGUACACAACUUUUCUCACAAUGGACCAGACUAAACAAGAGGAGGAUUAUGGAUACGAUUUAUUCCCGGAGAGGAACACGGGGAAGUACAAGAAGGGAUCCAUCGCGCAGAGCCUGUUCACUUUCAACCACAAGUGUCAGGUCAUGUUACAGUUUGCAAUGGAAACUAGUCCGUAUGCCAAACUGCUCCUCAAUGCCAUGAAGAGUUCAGGAUGCAAAGUAUUUAAAGACCGGCAUUUCUCCUGUGAAGACUGUGAUGGGACCGUCAGCGGUGGCUUUGAUGCAGCUUCUUCUCAAAUUGUAUUGUGUCAGAACAACAUCCACCAGCAGUCCCACAUGAACCGAGUGGUCACACAUGAGCUCAUCCAUGCCUUUGAUCACUGCCGGGCUCAUGUGGACUGGUUCAACAACUUCAGACACCUAGCUUGUUCUGAGAUUCGGGCAGCUAACCUCAGUGGAGACUGCGCCUUUAGCAAUGAAGUUGCCAGGUUCAACUUUGGUGUGAAGCAGCAUCAUCAGGAAUGCGUCAGAGGCCGCGCCCUACGCUCCAUCCUGGCUGUGAGGAAAAUUAGCCGAGAGGAGGCGGAGAAAAUCGUCGACGAGGUCUUCGACACGUGUUUCAAUGACCACGCGCCCUUUGGGCGGAUCCCGCACAGCAAGAAGGAUGCCAAGUUUGCCUAUAGAGAUUAUGAAAACAGAGAUCGAUAUAGUGCGAACCUCUAGUGUCGUCACAUUCUCAUUAAACUCCCAAGGGUGCUGGGACUGGUGCUGAUGCCGACAAGACCUUGGCAGCGUCAGGGCCUCGGUCAGCGUAAAGGCUUCAACAGAAUGACUGGGUUGAAAAUGAUCACGUCCUGUCAGAAGGGAUUUUCAGAGAAUGAUUUGUCGUUGGAUUAUUAAGGCAAAGGAAGGAGCUAUGGUACAUUUCAUUUUCUACCUUUCAGACACUAAUUCUGUAAAAAGGGAUUGUAAGGACUGAUUUUGCUUUGCAAGUUAAGUAUUAGAUGAGGCACCAGUGAAUUUCGUCAUUUGAGUUUAGGUGCUCAAUGGGUGCUUUUAAGGAAAUAAAAGAUUUCCUUUUUGUCCAUCGAUGUUUGCUGUGAAAGUCCUUUGUUGACAAGCAAGCAUGUAUUUCAUCUUGUUGCCACAUUGACCUUCAUUAAUUUCUUGUAAAUAGAGCAGAAUAUGCUUAAAUUAAACAGAAUCAUAUGUAUUUGAAUUAAAGUUUGAUUCCUCUGAAAAA
Messenger RNA from Seriola aureovittata, 1387 nucleotides. It is a transcript of the gene atp23, whose product is annotated as ATP23 metallopeptidase and ATP synthase assembly factor homolog. NCBI's taxonomy places the organism in Eukaryota, Metazoa, Chordata, Actinopteri, Carangiformes, Carangidae. Gene Ontology annotation, molecular function: metalloendopeptidase activity. The transcript is spliced from 6 exons. The coding region runs from base 166 to 867 and encodes 233 amino acids. Gene Ontology annotation, biological process: mitochondrial proton-transporting ATP synthase complex assembly; mitochondrial protein processing. The record is from RefSeq and is a predicted model, not a curated record. Gene Ontology annotation, cellular component: extrinsic component of mitochondrial inner membrane.